This is a messenger RNA of Homarus americanus (American lobster), 2781 nucleotides long. Its product is annotated as organic cation transporter protein-like. Gene Ontology annotation, molecular function: transmembrane transporter activity. The coding region runs from base 32 to 1879 and encodes 615 amino acids. The record is from RefSeq and is a predicted model, not a curated record. NCBI's taxonomy places the organism in Eukaryota, Metazoa, Arthropoda, Malacostraca, Decapoda, Nephropidae. The transcript has 12 exons. Gene Ontology annotation, cellular component: membrane. Gene Ontology annotation, biological process: transmembrane transport.
GGCACAGCGUAGCGGACCAGCGACCACCAGUAUGUCUGGCGACGACUGCAUCGACGAAGUUCUCUCUGUGGUGGGUUGUGGCUGGUGGCUGAGUCCUAUUUUCAUGGCUACAGCGAUCGCUAAUGCCAUCACCAUACAACGAGCGGCAACUACCUUCAUCACAGCACCUCUGCCCUUCCGCUGUUCCUCUCCUGACGAUCUGCCUCGCUUGGCCUACACUGUGCUGGCAGAUAGCACCACCAACACCAGCACCAACAACACCAGCAACUCCACCACCAUCACAGAGGUGGAUUCGACCCCAUGGUAUAAUAGCAAAUGCCUCGAUACUACUUCCUCCUCCACCCACACUUUGACUGUUGACUUCAUCUCUCUCUCCUCCUCUUCCGUUGACCCGGGAAGACACAGCACAGGUCUACUCUCCUGUCCUGUUAUCGAGUAUGACAGAUCUCUCUUCAUCUCCUCCAUCUUUUCCGAGUUCCACUUGGUGUGUGAGAGGACUUCACUACGGCCGCUCUACCAGCAGAUGUUGGCCAUGGGCGGUAUACUAGGCUCUUGGAUCGUUGGUCCACUGGCAGAUUUGCUGGGACGCAAGAGAGGUAUCCUAGUAGGAGGGCUGUUGGGACUACCAGCGUGUCUGGGUGUGGCCUUGGCGCCGUGGUACCCCGUAGUCAUGUUGCUCAGACUGGUGGUCGGUGGUUGCAACAGGAUGAUUAUUAUAAGCUGUACUGUCUUAUUGAUGGAGACGACACCUCCCAAAUACCGGUCUGUCGUGGGGAUAUUUAUGGGAAUACCUUACGGCUUAUCCCUGGUCGUCUUCGCCAUCUCUGGCUACUUCGUCAGGGAGUGGCGCUACCUCCAGCUGAUAUGUGUCUUACCUGUCUGCCUCAUACUGCCCUUCUAUCUGACCUUGAAUGAGUCACCCCGCUGGUUGGCACAACACGGCCGUGGGAAGGAGGCGGCAGAGCUGUUAGUGAGAGCUUCGGAGUAUAACCGCUCACCCAUUCCGGGCACCUUCAAGCCUUUUCUCGACAAACUCAGAAAGCAGUCACAGGAACCGCCAACCAGCCCGCAGGAAGUCCAGGGUCAGCAGUCCCCCAAAGAGGCCGCCAGUAAGCGUUUGGUAGAGAAGAUGAAAGCCAUGUGUCAGUACUUCAGGUCCCCAGCCAUGUUAGUGAUUAUGUUGGUGACACCUCUGAUGUGGUUCCUGGUAAACAUCAUCUUCUUCGCCAUAACACUCAAUGCUAAUAACUUCACGAGCACCAGCCCUUUUUUCUACGUGGGGUUACUAGGGGCCCUGCAGGCCAUAGCCUACCUGGCCACAAUACCCGCAAACCACAAAUUGGGCAGACGAAAAAUAAUAGGCGGAGGUGGUUUUUUGAGUGCUGUGUUCAUACUACUCGACAUGGUUGUUCCCCCAGAUAUGUCGUGGUUGAGAUGGGUCUUCGUUAUGGCUGCCUUCUGCCUGGGGUCCGGAGCCUAUCAGACGAUCACCAUGUAUACCAGUGAGCUCUUCCCGACCAGUAUCAGGGUUCGAGGUACAGCUGUGUGCGUCUCCAUGGCGGAUGUCGGUUGUGUCAUAGUCCCCGUGGUCACUGAUGUCCUGGCGCAGAAGGUGUGGUGGUCGCCGGGGGUGACGAUUGCCGGGUCGGGAUUCUUAUUAAGCUUAGUCGUUUCCCUCCUGCCUGAAACCAACCUAAAGCCUAUGCCCGAGUCUCUCCAAGAUGUUGAAGACCGAAUUAAGACCAACAACUCCUCCACAACACCACACUCAUUCCCCAAGAACCUCCACUCGACCUCUCCGUCGACCAAGGAGCAACUAGCAGAAAGAGAAUCGUCCAAGGAAGAAAAGCAUAAAGAGAAUCGUCCAAGGAGCAAUUAGCCUGAAGAGAAUCGUCCAAGGAGCAACUAGCAUGAAGAGAAUCGUCCAAGGAGCAAUUAGCAUGAAGAGAAUCGUCCAUGGAGCAACUAGUAUGAAGAGAAUCGUCCAAGGAGCAACUAGCAUAAAAAGUAUCGUCCACGGAGCAACUAGCCUCGAGAGAAAUACUGCACUAUUUCUAAAUAUUCGUAUGACAAUUUUACUCAAUAAUUAUCACAUAAUAGUGUGUUGGUGUUAUGAUUCUAAACUUUCUGUAUCCUGAAUAUAGACAUAUGUACGACUUAAUAAAGAAACUAGAUCAUGUAAUGUACAGUAGGGGAGAGCGGUGAUGGUUCGGCCACUUUUUCGUAAAAUAUUUAUUGAGUUAAAUAAUGUAUGCAGACAAAAUGUACCGUCGCCAAAAUGUUGCCUUAUCCUUUGGCUCUUCUGUCUGUAAAAUAUAAAUAUUUAGCUCUGUUAGUUUUGGAAGAGGAAGGUAAUUAUUAGAGGUGUCUCAAACGGCCGAAAAAUCCCCCUAUGGGGGAUUGGUUAUGAAACACAAACGUUACGUUAGAAGCUGGUACGGUGCAGCCUGACUGAUCUGUAUACACCUUGGGCUGGCCUGGUGGUGUAAGAAUCUGUGUGUGUGCAAGACUCGCGUUCAAUAAUACUGUGCUGGAGAGUGGAGACUAAUAUAACACCUUCAACGUGAAGUCUUAAGAAAAUGUUAAUUGGAUACCUACGGACGAGGUACAGUAGGUUCAAAUGACUGUGCUCCGGGAGACAGUAAAUACUGUACCAUUUAUUAACUUCAAACAAUCAAAGAUAAUAUCAAAAUUUCUGUACAUAUAAUUACACUGGGCUGCAUUUGAAAAAAAAAAAUUCAUGAGGUGCAGGGUUUCUUAGCUGAUUCUUUAUGUAUUUUG